UCCGCGAAAGUUGUUUACAGGCUGCUGAGAGCGUAGAGUGUACAGCGUAGUUGUAUCUCGCUAUAAAAUCACUUUACAUAGAUAUGUAGGGUUUGUUUCAGGCUGCCACAUCCAUUGAAUCACAUUACGAUGCGUUUUAUAAUACCAAGACACGGUGGUAGGUCAGAAUACGCUUGUUUUAACCUCUAACAAACCAAAAGAGGACCUGUUAGCAUCUUUACAGUUAUGGCCAGUCAUGCGGUGCUGACAUCGGGGGCAAAACUCUGGAGAUCUCUGGCCUGCACAAAGUCAGAGCUGCGUCUGGAUCUCACUCUUGCCUGUGGACAGUCCUUCCGCUGGAGAGAAACCGCAGAGGGCCACUGGACCGGAGUGAUGGGGGGACGACUGUGGACUCUGACCCAGACAGAUGACACCUUGUGGUACCACGUUUAUAAACACCAAGACGGGCAGAAAUGGGGAAGUGACAGGAAGAGGAGAGCUGGUAUUUCUCUCCAGGGGGAAAAUCAGGGAAAGUCAGAAAAGAGAUUCAAAGGGGCUUUGAAGAAGGAAGAGGAAGAGUUAGUGGCUGUGAAUUCAGUGCAGGACACUGAGGAGGAAGAAGAGAUGCUGAGAGAUUACUUCCAGCUGCAUGUGAACCUGGACAAACUGUACAGAGAAUGGGGAGCAGCAGAUCCCCACUUCAAGCAAAUUUCAGACAUCUUCACAGGUGUGCGAAUGCUGCGACAGGAUCCUACUGAAUGCCUGUUUUCCUUCAUUUGCACCUCCAACAACCACAUCUCUCGUAUCCAGGGCAUGGUGGAGAGACUGUGUCAGGCUCUGGGCACCCCACUGUGCCAGCUGGAUCAAACCUCUUACUAUGACUUUCCGUCCCUGAAUGCGCUUGCAGACAGCAGCGUAGAGGCAUGUCUCAGGGAUCUCGGUUUUGGAUACAGGGCUCGGUUCCUACAGCAGAGUGCGAAGCAGAUUCUGGACACCCAUGGGCUCCAGUGGCUUGAAGGUCUACGCAGUGUCCCAUAUCUGCAGGCCCGUGAUGCACUGCGUACUCUCCCUGGUGUGGGCUCCAAGGUGGCAGACUGUGUGUGUCUGAUGUCUCUGGAUAAGGCAGAGGCCGUGCCCAUUGACACACAUGUGUGGCAGAUUGCUAAGCGUGACUACAAAUAUGCUGCUGGCAAUGGACAGAAGAGUAUCACAGAUAAACUUCACCGAGAUAUUGGUGAUUUUUUCAGAAAACUGUGGGGUCCUUAUGCUGGCUGGGCACAGUCGGUGUUGUUCUGUGCUGACCUCAGGAAGUUCCAAAAGCUAAAAGAAAUGCCACAUCUGAUGCAGCCGAAGAAAGAGGAAGAGGAUGAAGAAGAAAUGAGGGUAGUGUGCAAGAAAACAAAAAUUAAGAUGGAAGAAAAUGAAACUGUGACGCACACAAGAACCAAGUAAGCGUGUCGUAAGAAAGCAACGAUGUCUGUCAAGAAUGAGAGGGUCUUAUAAGGUAAACAAUACUUACAGCAGGAUUCACAUCAGAUUUUGACAACGCACAGUUAAUUCAGCUUCAUUUGAAAACUUACCAAAAUGAAAAAUAUGGGAGAUUCAUUUCUCAGGAACACAGUAUAAAAUAGAUUAUUUUAAAGCGAUUGUCAAGUGUUUUGUUUACAUGUGUUUUUAUAUGCUACCGUAACCUCUCCUAUGUCUGCUUCCCCAUGAGUUUACUAUUACAAAUGCAGCACGCUGCUGUUUUUGUACAAUAAAAGCAAAAUACGUUAAGCACUGUUUUUUUUCCAGAAAAAAUGUCGAUAUUCGCACAGUAAAGCCAUCAGUCAUAUUUGUAUGACUUUUAUGAUAUAUUUGUAUGAUUAGUCAAAUUUAUAUUUGACUAAAUGUUGCCAGAAGUUGCCUCUAGGUGGCAGCAUGUAUUGGAAGAUAUUGCUCUGCAAUAUAAUAUCACACAGUAGGCCAUUUGCUUAGUUAUUUUUUUCAGUUUUGAGAACAAAUUGCACUGCUUCCCUGGGUGCCUGUUUUUUGUCAAGCCCCCAAGUUCCUGUUACACUAUGUACCCACUACCCACACACCAUGGCAUUUCUAUGCAUGUCUCAAAAGGUCAUGCAACACCAAAACGGUGUUUCUUCUGUGAAUUCCUUGUAUUAAAAUAGUGCAUCUGCCUGCUGGAUCAUAAAAAGCUGUUUGGCGUGGUGCCUGUUAAGUGCUGUGGUGUGUGUAUGUUUAUCUAUAGGCAUUAGUUGACUGUGUCAGCUGGUCUUUUCAUAGCAGGGAUUGUGACUAUCUGCUGUCACUGCUAGGGGCUAGUGUGACUGUCUCUGGUGACAACAUGGGCAUGUCUCUUGGGCUAUUUGACCUAUUAAUGUCUGUUCACGGCAAUGACCGAGCAAUAUUUUAGUUUGUUUAAAAUAUAUGGACAGAAAUUCUUUUCACAUGUGGCAACAGCGUACAUGACUAUCAAGUUGCCCUAAUUUGAGAGGUAUUUUCUGACAUGUAGGAUUGAGUGAGCAGGUGCAUCGUGCAUGUUGCAUCUGUGUGUCUGUAUGUGCAUGUCUUAUACCCAUACAAGUGCUUGUUUUAUUUGUGGAGUGUGCAGCCAUGUGAGUUAAUGAAUAUGUGAGUCAGCUUUCAUCCCCACUCCAGUUGAGCUGGACAAAAGCUGGGGCCCAGCCUUAAGGCAGAGUCUUGCUGAAGAGGAAAAAACAGAUAAUAAUAGUUUUUAAAAAAGGGUUGAGAGAACAGGAAAAUGCUUAAACAAAAAAAGGAGAGCAGGAAAGGUGAAAGCGUGCUUGAGGUGGGGACAUGAAUUUUGAAGAAAAAGCCAUGUGUGCACGCAAGUUGACACACAAAGACUCAAACAACACAACAGUGGCGUGUGCAUUAUGUAAGAGGUGGGUCACAGCUUGUGUUAUGCCCUCAGGAAUUGUUCAGUUGAGAGGACAUCUCACAGACACCAUCUAUACUUCGUUAUUAAACCUCAUGUACAUAUAUAAAUAUGAACAUAUGUUUUAUUUUUUCUGAUAUUGGGGUAUAUGUAUACUAUAAGGGGUGGGUAUUGUAGUAU
Toxotes jaculatrix (banded archerfish) is the source of this 3052-nucleotide messenger RNA. RefSeq names its product 8-oxoguanine DNA glycosylase (gene ogg1). The coding region runs from base 226 to 1431 and encodes 401 amino acids. Gene Ontology annotation, biological process: base-excision repair; nucleotide-excision repair; base-excision repair, AP site formation. Lineage: Eukaryota; Metazoa; Chordata; Actinopteri; Toxotidae. Gene Ontology annotation, molecular function: damaged DNA binding; 8-oxo-7,8-dihydroguanine DNA N-glycosylase activity. Gene Ontology annotation, cellular component: nucleus. The transcript is spliced from 7 exons. The record is from RefSeq and is a predicted model, not a curated record.